AUGUCGCGGCCAUCUGAAUCAUGUGAGGAUUCGGAUUUUUCUGAACAAAGCGGUCGACCGACGGAAGCAGUUAGGGCAAAACUUGGCCACAUAACGAGGAGACAAGAAUCUGAACGAUCUCAUGCAAAUAAGACAGAUUCAGGUGAAGAUUCAGACGCAGAAGAACAGGAAUCUGAUGCAGGCGGAAUUGGAGCGGCAAGAUUCGAAAUCCCAGAAAGAGAUGAAGAUUUGUUAACGAAUUCGCUUAACGCGUUCAUGGUGUCUAAGGACUCGAUCACACUGGAGACGGCAAUGAAAGUCAUACGGAAUUUCGAAAGCGCUGUUGACGAUGACGACUACGGUGCAAUCUACACCUAUUUUGACGAUCUCUUUAAUAUCUGCAGAAUCGAGUCUACAAUAAGAAAGUGGAAUAUUUGGUUGGAUCUGAUUCAGACGUUAAUCAAAGCAUUUAAUGCGUUCAAGCCCGAUUUGGUAAAUGCCCUCUGUCACGCUGUGAGCGCCGGAGAAGUUCUACCAAAAAAUUUGGCAGAAGUGUGCGCAGAUCGCGUAGAAGUUCUACAAAUGCUCAUCUAUCUCAUCCAGAGACUUACGUUUCAUUUGGAAGGGGCUGUAAUAAAACGCGCGUAUCGUGAUUUGGGUGUAGAAACAGAAGGAAAUGAAAUUGAAUUCGGUGAAGAAGGGGAUACAUUCAACAGCGACCUAGUUGUAUGGAAGGAACUGCGCCCUCAGAUUAUUGAUAUUAUCGGCUUUAUAUGCUGUAUAAAUAUACCACGUGGCAACGGUGAAUCAGUAGAAAAUGCGAUCAAAUAUCUUUGGCGACCUGUGGAUGCAAAUAUACAGUUACUCAGAGCUCUAGCUUCCAUAAUAAUCAAGUUUGUGGCACAUCCACGUUUUGCGAAAUCGAGCUCUAGCGCAGAACUCCGGCAGUUAUUCGAACAUCUGCGUCCGAUAUGCGUAGACUACAAGCUCGCAAGUGAAGUUGCUCGGAUUAUAGUCAAAGCGAGCAUACAUUUCGAAUAUCUCAAUGAUCCUCGCGUUACGGACUAUCCUUUUGUUGAUCCUAUCAAAAAGCUUUCGAUCGACGGCGAUAUGGAUCAGAUGAUGUCUCACAUGCUCUACUUUGUGGGAAUGCUACGUACUCGCGAAACUUCAGCGCAGUCAGUCCCGAAACCUCUUGCCUUGUUGAUUCAGAAAAUUGCUCAAUGUGCUCCGCUAACGUUUUUUGAGAACAUUCGUAGUGUCUUACCAUUCCUCGAAUACGAUCCGCCAACAAUGCGUAGUGCUAUCCUUGGAGCUUUUUGUGAUGUCAUCUGUGGCCCAGACAUGAAACCUCGCUAUUUGCGGCCAGGUCGUGAUGCACGCAAAGUUCGUGAUAUAAUGGCUGACCAGCUGCAGGCUCAUCUUGCUGACUCCAACCUCCAAGUGCGAACACAAGCUUUGAACUGUUGGGUGGUCAUUGCAAAUAAUCGAAGAGUUCCCUUCGAUUCCCUCAAGAAAGGGCUUGUCUAUGCUGUUGCUGAACGGCUUCAUGAUAAAUCAGCAAAUACUCGCAAGGUGGCGAUGCAGUUCCUCGUGCUGUAUCUGCUUCUGAACCCCUACGGGAAAAGUCUGGACUUCGAGAGAUUAAGUUUAACCUGUGAGAAACUUAAUGCACACAAAGAGCGUAUCAAGCUUAUUGAUCCUGAUCGUCCUGGCUUCUUUGUAGUAAUGGAUCGCUUCAAAUCUCUUGAGCCUAAAAUAAGGGCAACACUGAAAUCCAUAAUAGAAAGCAAAGCAUAUGAGAACGAUAGCGAGGGCAUUGAAAAUGAACCAUUUGAAAGCCUUAUUGCACUUUUGGUGGACAUGAUUGAGGUAUCGAUGAGGGAUUCUCUUUGUGUGCUUGUGAAGCUUCUCUACCUGGGACGUUUUAAGGAUAUUGAUCUUAAUCUACCGUUGAACGAUUUGAUCGAUGCGUUAGUCCGUGAAUUUGAAAGAUUUUAUGUGUCUAUACAUAUCAGCCGUAUCGGUGACUCUUUUGGAGAACAGCUACUGCAAGAAAUGGAGGUUGCAUAUGAAGAAAAUAUGGAUCUUGUUGAGCAUGCGCUCAGAGUUACUCAGGAAAAGAUGGUGUUUGCCGAGCAGAUGGCGCUCGUUUUUCCAGUCCUUGCUGACUCCCUAAAACAGAACGGAUUCACGGAUGUGAGCUAUGCAGUCACAUUCUGUGCUACCUGUGAAAGAUUUGGAAUAAGAAAUGCGGCGUGCGCAUUGUACGACUUCUACAACUUGGGGAAUCCAACGCUGUCCGCUGAAGUUCUUAGCACUGUCAUGUUGCUAUUCAUAAAGAGAAAGGACAGGAAUAGCAAAGGUGAAAUCGACAUUGUGGAAACAGCUAAUGCUUUAAUAACAAGACUGAUAAAGAAAGACAAAAUUAUCAACGAAGCGGAACCAGCUUUCUGCAAGUAUCCAGCUAUGGUUGUGCUAGCCUUGUUUGCAAGGGUCGAUCCCAGGACAAUGCGUGAAUACCUGCGUGAUUUUCAAAGAUGUUUGCGGUCAAUGGAUGUGCUUGUUGCGAUGAUUCUAUCCGAUGACGCUACUGUGGAGUCGAAGUACUGGUAUGUAAGCAUGCGAAAUUGCAUGAAGGCGCUUAUUACCCUUUCCAGUGAUGUGGACUAUGCAGUUUCAAGAGUUUUCGGGAAGGCACUGUGGUACGCUCAUCGUGCUGCACAACUGCUCAUCCUGUAUAAAGAAGAGCCACCGGAAGAACUCAGUACUGACUUCGUCAAAGCUCGGAAAGGUUAUUUCAACAUAGCUUGGCAACGGACAGUAGAGCGUGUUUUGAUGUUUUUCGGUGAUGCCAUCGAGUUUGUUUUGGUCCAUAUUGACAACUACUUCCCGAGAUUGCUGAAACGUGCUAUGGCUUUGGAUGAAGCAGCAGCCGAGCAACUGGAAGAACCAACCGAGGCAUAUGCCGACUACGAUAAGCCUCAUUCUGAUGUGGAAAUGGAUUUCGCCUAUCGAGAAGGACUGUUUGCCAGAACUAUUGCUUCUAUUGCAAAAAUGAAAUCAGAUAAUGGUGAUUCAUUAGAGUCUGAAGCUGAUUCAGAGAGGUCAGACAAACCGUCAGUUUCCGGAGAUGAUGAAGAUGAUGACGACUCUAAUCGUCCAUCCACCGAAGAACUCAUUCGCACACGUACCCAAGCAUUGUUCCAAACGCGACUGCUGCAUAAAACUGGAGUUAUUGGCCGAUGUCUGGCGUUGGUUGUGUUUUUUAUUCGGUGCCCUGGCAUACCAGAAGAAAUUCGAAAUGCAGCAUUGAGAGCCUUUUCCAAGUUCCUUCUGAUCAGUCCCCAGCUCACUGAGAGAGCGAGUCCCACCUUCUUCACAUUCAUUUGCUGUCAUCCUGAUCCUCAAAUGAAGGAAUAUUUGUUAGCUGCCGGUGUGGAUGUUAUGUAUCGGUUUCCUGCUAUGCUAGAGGGUCACUCUCUGUCCCUCUUUGAAAUGCCCAUGGACGCUGAUCCAAACGUACGUAUCACUUCUUUGUUGUAUCUAACAUACCUACUUACUCAUGAUGUUCUAAAGCCGAGAGGUACACUGUCUGAUACAGCUCUAUGUAUGCUGAACAGGAAACGUUCCGACGGAAAGGAGGAAGACUGUUCAAACGACGAAAGAGAAGUUUCUGUGUUAGCCACUGAGCUUUUCCGUGAGCUUUCUCGGAAGGGUAACUUACUAGUAAAUGUACUGCCUGAUCUCAUCUGCAGAAUUUGUCGUUGGGAAGAUCAAGUUCCUCUCAAGGCGUUCAAAUAUCUUGUCAAGCGACUUUUAUCUAUGGUGGAAGAUAAGCCUUUGGAUGUGGUUGUUGAAAAAAUGUGCCAGAGGUUCGAAUUUUGCAAGAGAAGGGAAGCCACAGAGCAUAAUGGGCACAUUGUGUACUACUUCUCCUAUUUCAUCUCGCAGUUGACAUUGACUGAUAAUUCAUUUUACAAGCGUGAUGCCGAAGAGUUCUUGCGUAAGAUGGAAUUUCUACACGUGAAAUCCACGUUAUCCGAUGAGGAAAGAGAUAGAAUGAGUAAAGCACUCGAUAAAGACGGAAAUCCAAUUAUGUUCACUUUCGCUGACUGCGAUGAACCUAUUGAAUACGACGAUAGCUAA
Molecule: messenger RNA, 4128 nt
Organism: Haemonchus placei
Lineage: Eukaryota; Metazoa; Nematoda; Chromadorea; Rhabditida; Trichostrongylidae
Source: the annotation of a GenBank genome assembly